Colletotrichum paranaense is the source of this 1197-nucleotide messenger RNA. Its product is annotated as leucine carboxyl methyltransferase. The coding region runs from base 1 to 1197 and encodes 398 amino acids. The record is from RefSeq and is a predicted model, not a curated record. Gene Ontology annotation, biological process: C-terminal protein methylation. Gene Ontology annotation, molecular function: protein C-terminal leucine carboxyl O-methyltransferase activity. Lineage: Eukaryota; Fungi; Ascomycota; Sordariomycetes; Glomerellales; Glomerellaceae. The transcript is spliced from 2 exons.
AUGCCCCACCUAACAGUUUCCCUCCUACGUCACCCGCACCUACACUCACUAACGCUGCUCCCGGAACAUCUUCCACCUCACGGCCGCUCCCCCGCAACAACAUACCUCAUGUCUGGAAAUCCAAUACCGAACCUGCUCUCACUCCGCGGAGCGAGAGGUGGCCGGGUUGGUCGCGGGCGCGGAAGAGGUCCCGGCGGCGGCCCCUCAUUCUCGGGCCCGACUCACGAUCAGACGAUUCAAGGAACUGACGAUGACGCUGCCGGCUCACGUUUGAGUUCUGUCAAUGUGGGAUAUCUCGCCGACCCAUACGCACACUUCUUUGUCGAUAACAUCAAUGGACCCCCUCCAAGGAGACUCCCCAUCAUCAAUCGAGGCACUUAUACGAGGACCGUUGCUCUCGAUAAUCUCAUUGACAGCUUCUUGGACGAGUCUGACAGUGCGCAACCCGGUUCAAAUGAGAGACAAAUUAUUUCACUAGGCGCUGGCACCGACACACGCCCAUUCCGUCUCUUUUCCAGGGCAAAAAGGCCUCAGCUGGUCUACCAUGAGAUAGACUUCUCAGUCACAGUUCGCAAGAAGGCACGUAUAGUGCAAGCAGCCCCUCCAUUGCGAAACAUCCUCGGAGUCCCCUCGGUCGAGGAAGACGGUUCAUGGAGCUGUCAGCCAUCCGCGUCAGACAAAUACUAUUGUCAUGCACGGGAUCUCCGAGAAAUGGUGCAAGACGGCGCAACACCUCUUGCGGGUAUCAGAACAGACAUUCCUACUCUACUCAUCUCAGAAUGCUGCCUCUGCUACCUAGAGACAUCUAUAACGAAGCAAGUUGUAUCUUUGUUUGAGCAAAAGAUUCCGAAUAUCGCCAUUGUGGUGUACGAACCAAUCCGGCCUGACGACCCUUUCGGCAAAAUGAUGACCUCCAACCUCGCAGCAAGGAGAAUACACAUGCCUACUCUGGAGAAUUACAAGCUGCCGCAGGAUCAGACGCAGCGUCUCCGCGAUGCAGGCUUCGAACACGCCAAGGCGCUGACCGUGGAACGGAUUUGGGAAAGCUGGGUGUCAAGUGAGGAAAAGGAGAGAGUGGACCGUUUAGAGGGCCUCGACGAAGUGGAGGAGUGGAAGCUGUUGGCUGACCACUACGUUAUCGCAUGGGGAUGGAGAGGCGCCGGAUUUACGAUGGAAAAUGCCGACGGGGAGCUGUGA